Messenger RNA from Drosophila innubila, 1749 nucleotides. It is a transcript of the gene ppk24, whose product is annotated as pickpocket protein 28. The record is from RefSeq and is a predicted model, not a curated record. NCBI's taxonomy places the organism in Eukaryota, Metazoa, Arthropoda, Insecta, Diptera, Drosophilidae. Gene Ontology annotation, molecular function: ligand-gated sodium channel activity. The coding region runs from base 1 to 1749 and encodes 582 amino acids. Gene Ontology annotation, biological process: sodium ion transmembrane transport. Gene Ontology annotation, cellular component: membrane. The transcript is spliced from 9 exons.
AUGGUAACAAUUAGAGAACGGGAACAGCGUAAGCUCCAUCAACGUUUGGCGGUUGGACAUGCCGUCUGGUGGAUACCCUACACCACCACCAUCAAUGACCCACCUGUGAUGGUUCGCGAUGAGCAAACUGUUCCACACAAAUUGUCAUUUGCCGCUGCGUUAAAGGAUUUGUUGGAAAAUCUCUCGUUUCAUUGUUAUGGCAAAUUAGUCGAGCACGGAUAUCGCAUUCAGGAACGUCUCUUCUGGCUCAUUUUCCAUAUAACUGCACUGAGCGUGCUCAUCGCAUUCGUUUGGCACACGUACAAGGAUAACACGGAGGCACUGGUGACCACCAUAUACAAUCCACAAUAUCCUGUGAGUGAUGUCGAUCUGCCUGCCAUCUCUGUUUGCACCAUGAAUCGCAUUUCCAAUCGCGCUGUCUGGCAUUAUGCCCAGGAACUCAGCGACAAGGAUCCCAAGCUGCGAAAUGCGAGCUUCUUUUAUAAGGAACUUCAAGCAUUUGGCAUGUAUUACGGCCCCACAGAAUUGGGUGAUUAUGACAGGGUUCUGAAACUUCAGGGAUUCCUUGAUGUCCUUGAUACGGAGCCUGACGAGCUCUUCUUCAAUACCAGGAAGCGCCUGCGAGAUCUAACUCCCAACUGCAGUGACAUGUUCGUAUCCUGUCGUCUGGCUGGCAAGUCCUUUGACUGCCUGAGACAAUUUGAGGAGUCCCUAACAAGCUAUGGAUUCUGUUGUACCUUCAAUCUGCGUGGAAAAUACUUUAAGGAGCGACCUUAUUUGCAGCGUUUCUUCGGAGCCGACAUGGGUCUAGCGUUGACACUAAAGUCCACACCGAAUGAUAGUUUUUAUAAACUACAUCAGCGAGAUGGUUAUCCUGAUCCGCAAUCUGGCGGUGUGUCCGUACGAUUUGUGAAUUUUGGGGAAAACACUCACCUGCCCGUGCAUCCAAAAAUCUUUGAAACUGUUGCGGAGGCACGUCAAAUGAGUCCCACUGUGCGUAAAUGUCUUUUUGAGGAUGAGAACACAAAACUUCGUCACGACUUCAAUCGUAGCUAUACAUUCAGCAAAUGUAUCUCCGCCUGUCGGGCCCGCAGUAUCUUCAGCUUGUGCGGAUGUCUGCCCUUCAAUAUACCUAUACUCUUUAUUCAGGGUAACGUGGGUAGAGUUUUCUGCACCCUCCAGCACAUGGAGUGUCUCAGACGCUACAAGUUUAAAUGGCUGAAUGUCAUCACCAGUCGCGUCAAUAUGACUGGUCUGGAGCAUGAGCUGGAGGAUGCUCUCUAUUGUCCCCACUGUCUGGCCUCCUGCACGGAGAUUCGCUACCGUGUCCGUGGUGCAAUGGCGCUGGCCCUCAAUGGCUUAUACAAGCCCAUCAACAGCAACAACAUGGAUGCCAAUAACAGUUAUGGCCAUGACAGUACCGAGUUGGCCGUUGUGCGUAUUUACUUUGCCGAAACGCACAUUCAAUACUUUCGGCAGAUUAUUAAAAAUGCCUGGUAUGAGAUCUUCAGUACAAUUGGCAACAUCUGCGGCAUCAUAGCGGGCUUCUCAUUGAUUGGCAUCUGCGAGCUGCUAUUUUUCCUAGCCAAACAAUUAUGGCAUGCAUACAAAACGGAACUGAAGGCGGAACUCUGCCACAGUCAUAGCCAUGCCCAUUCCCAAUCCCAAUCCCAUUCCCGAUCCCGUGCCCGGGCUAAUGGCCGUGCAAGGGAAACUCAGCAGCCAAUGGAACUUCUCAUACUGCCGUAA